GCUGAAACGUGAUCAAUAAAAACAACGCCAGCUUUGACUGCAAAAAUGGCGCAAGCGGGUACUGCGAAUUCGGAAUCCAAAGAUGAAGAGAUUGCGUCAUUGGAACAGUCACUCCAUGAAUGGCGUUACAUCUUGCUUCAUGUAGAUCGAUGGCUUCGAUGGGAAGACCAGAAUCAGCCCGUCAUCAUGGCAGCUGCUGUCACUGCCUUUUUCCUGAUGCUCUGUACUGACAACCAUCUCAUUGCUCGUCAUGGUCGUCUGUUUAGCUAUCUUGGACCCACCGUUUUCCAUUCUUACAUCUGUCCACCUGCAGAAUGGACAGCUGAGCAUCAGCGACAGUACCAGCAGGUGUGCAUGAGCCUCAUCAGAACCAAGGAUGCAUUGAUGCAUAGUUACCAGUGCCUGAAAACGAUGAAAGAAGAAAAACCAAAACAGUACUUCAUUCUGGUCAUUGCUGUGCUGGCAGUCAUUGCUUUCAUUGGUAACCUCAUCCCUAAUAUCUGCUUGGUAUACUUCUUAGCCGUGUUCCUUGUACUUCUGCCUGGCCUGCACCAACGGGGAUUGCUAGCUCAGGCCUACGCCGCCUCCCUGCAGGUGGUCGUCAACCUACUCAAGCAGACCAAGAAGAAGGAUUAGGCUGACAGAGAACUUGGAUUGGUUAUCUCAUUUCCUGGUCCUUCACAUCAGUGCGACGGGGGAGGGAGAUAUUGGUAAAAUUGACUGUUGAACAGACAGAAUGUGACCUGUAGUUUGGAGACUGUUACCAUUCAUACAUAAAGAUAUACCCACCGUUA
This is a messenger RNA of Acanthaster planci (crown-of-thorns starfish), 794 nucleotides long. RefSeq names its product ADP-ribosylation factor-like protein 6-interacting protein 1. Lineage: Eukaryota; Metazoa; Echinodermata; Asteroidea; Valvatida; Acanthasteridae. Gene Ontology annotation, cellular component: membrane. The record is from RefSeq and is a predicted model, not a curated record.